AUGAUUAAUUUCCUCCGUCGUUUCUUCACCACCACGCCUAUUACCGCCGCCAGUAUGUCUGCUGCUCAAACGAAAGCUGAGGGCAUUAUUGCUGAUAAUGCUGUUGCCGUCUUCAGCAAAUCCUACUGUCCCUACUGCAAAGCCACCAAGAAGCUUUUAACCGAUUUGAAAGCAAACUUUUACUCUAUCGAACUUGAUCAAGUUGACGACGGCUCAGCAAUCCAAGCCUACCUUGUCGAAAAAACAGGUCAAAGCUCUGUCCCAAACAUCUUCAUUGGACAAAAACAUGUGGGUGGAAACUCGGAUUUGCAGGCCAAGAAUAAGCAGGAUUUGGAGAGUCAGUUGAAGGAGUUGAAUGUUAUUCAGGCUUAG
This is a messenger RNA of Botrytis porri, 372 nucleotides long. RefSeq lists its product as uncharacterized. Bases 1 to 372 code for a protein of 123 amino acids. Lineage: Eukaryota; Fungi; Ascomycota; Leotiomycetes; Helotiales; Sclerotiniaceae. Gene Ontology annotation, cellular component: cytoplasm; nucleus. Gene Ontology annotation, molecular function: glutathione disulfide oxidoreductase activity. The record is from RefSeq and is a predicted model, not a curated record. The transcript is spliced from 3 exons. Gene Ontology annotation, biological process: cellular response to oxidative stress.